Molecule: messenger RNA, 1591 nt
Organism: Rhopilema esculentum
Lineage: Eukaryota; Metazoa; Cnidaria; Scyphozoa; Rhizostomeae; Rhizostomatidae
Source: RefSeq, a predicted model, not a curated record
UCCCCUUGCGCUGUUGAUACAAUUUUUUGCAUUGCACUCCGUGGCAACGGAAUUAUGUUGCUUCCUCCUUUUUGCUCGCAUGCAUCAAUUUGCAAGGAUGAUAUUUUAUGUGACUAUUGAACUUCUCAAGCGUAUCCCGCGUGCUGCCAUUACCCUUGUUCGACAUAAAUAUUUUGCUCUCGAGCAAUUUCAUUCCCGAUAUGCCUAUUUUAACCUUGCUUGCAUAAUCUAUCUCAUUCUUCACAGACAGUGGUUGGUUUUUAGGAGCAUUCUGCUCAGUGGUGAUGUUGAAAUGAAUCCUGGUCCAGAAACUUUUGAUUUUUGCUGUUGGAACCUGAACAGUAUUGCAGCGUAUGACUUUUUAAGAGCAUCACUCAUUGAAGCAUAUAACUCGGUUUUCAACUACGAUUUAAUUGCCAUUGUAGAAACUCAUCUUGAUAGUACCGUUAAUGAAGAUGGCCUCGCACUUGGUGGCUAUUCAUUCAUUAAAGCAAACCAUCCACAAAAUGUGAAAAGAGGUGGUGUUGGGCUUUACGUAAAAGAUUCUCUCCCCUCAAUAAAUCGUUCUGACUUAGUGACCCUAACCGAAUGCAUUGUUUAUGAGAUCCGUAUAAAUAGGAAAAAGUACUUUUUCGCCGUUGUUUAUAAAAGUCCAAGCCAGAAUCAGACUGAAUUUGAUAGCUUCAUGAUGAAUUUCGAGCUUAUGUUAUCCAAAAUGCAUGCUGAAAAUCCAUUUUGUGUCAUUAUUACGGGUGACUUUAACUGUCGAUCAACUCAAUGGUGGGAAAAUGAUAUAGAGAAUAAUGAGGGAAAGUUGUUCGAGCCACUAACAUCUGAUCUAGGCUUACAUCAAUUAAUUUCAGAACCAACACAUCUGAUGGGUGAUUCCAAAUCCUGUAUUGAUUUGAUUUUCACUGACCAGCCUAACCUCUUUAUUGAGUCUGGUGUCCAUCCUUCUUUGCAUGACCAUUGCCAUCACCAAAUAAUCUAUGGACAACUAUCUGUUUCAAAUGCAAAACUACCCCCCUACAAACGCAGGAUUUGGUACUAUGACAAAGCAAAUUUCACUGCCAUUAGGAGAAGCAUUGAAAUGUUUCACUGGCGAGAGCACCUUGGCAACUUGACAUGUCCUAAGAGGCAAGUGGAAUUACUUAAUGAAGUUCUGCUAAACAUUUACUCAAAUUAUAUACCCAACAAAGUUAAAACAAUUAGACCCCAUCAAGCACCUUGGAUAACAUUUAAGGUCAAAACCUUCCUAAGGAAAAAGAAUCGUGCCUAUAGAAAAUUCAUAAAGAACGGUCAAACAAUUGACAGGCCAGAAGGAAUGCAACAAAUGAUAUCCGAAGGUUCAAAGUUGAUUGAGGAUGCCAAACGCAAUUUCUUCCUUAGAGCAGGAAACACCUUAGCCAACCCUGGGACUUCUAGUAAAACAAAUUGGUCUUUAAUUAACACUGUCCUAAACAAAGCUAAGAUUCCAAUAAUACCACCUCUUUUAGAAAAUGGUUUUUUUAUAACGGAUUUCACUGAAAGGCACAGAUAUUCAAUGAUUAUUUCCUUCUCCAGUGUACGACGAUUGCUACAGAUAGCGUAA